GAGCUGGGUAUGUUACCAAAUCCCCAUUUCCUCCCUCUACUAUGCCUUGUCAAACAUACAACAUUUGCUCCAGCAAAAAAAGAUUUAACUGAAUGCAUUUGUCCUAACAAAUCAAUUAAAAUUAAGCAUCUGAUUUUUGUAAAGCUUUAAGAAGAUUUCUGCCAACAUGACAUCUGAACGCACCAGCAAUUUUACUGCUCUGCCAGGCCACACAGACCCAUUGGGAAGAUGCAAGGACGAAGAUUUCUUACAGGUGAAAACCUAUCUCUCCGUCCUUUAUGGCAUAAUUUUCCUGGUGUGCUUCCCGGGGAACGUAGUGACAAUUUUUGUUUACUUUGUCAAGAUGAGGCCCUGGAAAAGCAGCACCAUCCUUAUGUUAAACCUGGCUAUCACUGACCUACUAUAUAUAGCCACACUUCCUUUCUUUAUACACUACUCUGCUAAUGGAAAUAACUGGAUUUUUGGAAACUUCAUGUGCAAGUUUAUUCACUUCUGUUUCUACUUCAACAUGUACAGUGGUAUUAUCUUCCUUUGCUGUUUCAGCGUCUUCCGCUUUUUUGUAGUUGUUCACCCAGUUAAAUGCUUUUUUGUUCAAAAACGGAGAUGGGUGGUGGUGACUUGUGUAGUCAUUUGGAUGAUUUCCCUGGUGGCCAUCAGCCCCUUGGGCAUAUUGAUUGCCACAAGGCAUAUGCAGAAUAGGACUAUCUGCCCGGACCUGGCAGCUGCUGCGGACCUUGACACUAGUCGGUGGUAUAACUGGCUGUUGACGGUAUUUGCCUUCUUCUUGCCCUUGCUGACAGUGACUCUCUGCUACAUGCUCAUUAUUUACACCUUGGCUACCGGGCCCCACACACAGGCUUGCUACAAACAAAAGGCUCGCAGACUGGCUGUCGUCCUCUUGGUGGUCUUCUAUGUGUGCUUCCUCCCCUUCCACGUCUUUCAAGGCAUUCGGCUGGAGCUCCGAGUACGACCGGUUAGCUGCCACUUGAAGAACACAAUCCUUUUUAUGUUUAUUAUAGCUAAACCUUUAGCAGCAUUAAAUACUUUUGGAAACUUACUGCUCUAUGUAGUGACAGGAGAUAAGUUCCAGCAGGCAAUUUUCUCACUCCUCAAGUUUGGACAAACAAGAACUUAAAGUGGAAGAGAUUGAUGCCAUUAAAGAGUUAUGGAGGAAGGGUCCAAACCUGCCCUCAACCAGCCAGGCACA
Molecule: messenger RNA, 1207 nt
Organism: Falco peregrinus (peregrine falcon)
Lineage: Eukaryota; Metazoa; Chordata; Aves; Falconiformes; Falconidae
Product: 2-oxoglutarate receptor 1
Exons: 1
Coding region: 167-1135 (322 amino acids)
Biological process (GO): G protein-coupled receptor signaling pathway
Cellular component (GO): plasma membrane
Molecular function (GO): G protein-coupled receptor activity
Source: RefSeq, a predicted model, not a curated record